Molecule: messenger RNA, 1289 nt
Organism: Triticum aestivum (bread wheat)
Lineage: Eukaryota; Viridiplantae; Streptophyta; Magnoliopsida; Poales; Poaceae
Product: peroxidase 1
Exons: 2
Coding region: 70-1062 (330 amino acids)
Biological process (GO): response to oxidative stress; hydrogen peroxide catabolic process
Molecular function (GO): heme binding; peroxidase activity
Source: RefSeq, a predicted model, not a curated record
CAUUCUUGUCUGCAGUCACAUACAGUAGUAAUUGGCGCUUAAUCCAAUCGUGUAAUUUGGUUAAGGUCCAUGGCGAUCAGGUCUUUGCUGCUCCCUCUGGCCCUGCUGGUUCUCGCAGCAGCUAGCUCGGCAGCGGUGGCUCAGCUGGAGAUCGGCUUCUACAGCAAGACAUGCCCGGACGCCGAGAAGAUCGUCGGCGAGGAGAUGGCCAAGAUCAUCGCCGCCGCGCCCAGCCUCGCCGGCCCGCUCCUCCGUCUCCAUUUCCACGACUGCUUCGUCAGGGGUUGUGACGCCUCUGUCCUGCUCGAAUCCACCGACGGCAACGUGGCGGAGAAGGACGCCAAGCCCAACAAGAGCCUGCGAGGAUUCGGCUCCGUCGAGCGCGUGAAGGCCAAGCUCGAGGCCGCGUGCCCGGGCAUCGUCUCCUGCGCCGACGUGCUCACCCUCAUGUCCCGCGACGCGGUCGUGCUGGCCAAGGGCCCCUUCUGGCCAGUGGCGUUGGGAAGGAGAGACGGAAGGGUGUCCAGUGCCACGGAGGCCAGCAACGAGCUGCCUCCGGCCUCCGGCGACGUUCCUCUGCUCGCCGAGAUCUUCGCCUCCAAGGGCCUCGAUCUCAAGGACCUCGUCGUCCUCUCCGGCGCCCACACGCUCGGCACCGCACAUUGCCCGUCUUUCGCCGACCGGCUCUACAACAACACCGGCGAGAACGGUGCCUCUGGCCUCGUCGACCCGUCUCUGGACAGCGAGUACGCUGACAAGCUGAGGCUCAAGUGCAAGAGCGUUGAUGACCGCGCUAUGCUGUCUGAGAUGGACCCCGGGAGCUUCAAGACCUUCGACACCAGCUACUACCGCCACGUCGCCAAGCGGAGGGGCCUCUUCCGCUCCGACGCGGCGCUCCUCUUCGACAACACCACCAGGGACUACGUCCAGCGCAUCGCCACCGGCAAGUUCGACGGCGAGUUCUUUAAGGACUUCAGCGCGUCCAUGAUCAAGAUGGGCGACGUGGGCGUGCUCACCGGGGCCGAGGGAGAGAUCAGGAAGAAGUGCUACGCCCCCAACUAGAGUUCGUUGAUUCUUAGUUGUUGUAACUGCACUGCAUGCAUGUCUCUCGUAUUAUCCACUGUGGUGUGAUGUAUUAUUGUUAAUGUUACUUAGUAAAUCAUUUCUUGUCCGAAGACCAUGGCGCACCUACAUACGUUAACCCAUGUUUGGCAUUAGUGUUUUCCUGUGUCACUGAGUGCUGCUUAUCAAGGAUAGCAAGUCAUCUUUCGCAGAACGAAAAGAGAUAA